CCGUGACGCGAGGGCCCAGACGGAAGUGCGGGCGGAGGAGCCCGAGCCCGAGCCGGAGCCCGGCCGGGAGCUGGUCUCGGGGGCUCCGGCUGUGGCGACUGCUGGGCCUGGCCGCGAUGGCGACCCUGUGGGCCGGCCUCCUUCGUCUCGCCUCCAUGCUCAGCCUGUCCUGCCUGGCGCUCUCGGUGCUGCUGCUGGUGCAGCUGUCAGACGCCGCCAAGAAUUCUGAGGAUGUCCGAUGUAAAUGUAUCUGUCCUCCCUAUAAAGAUAAUUCUGGGCAUAUUUAUAAUAAGAACAUAUCCCAAAAAGACUGUGAUUGCCUUCAUGUUGUGGAUCCCAUGCCUGUGCGGGGGCCUGACGUAGAAGCAUACUGUCUUCGCUGUGAAUGCAAAUAUGAAGAAAGAAGUUCUGUUACGAUCAAGGUUACCAUUAUAAUUUAUCUCUCCAUUUUGGGCCUUCUACUUCUGUACAUGGUAUAUCUUACUCUGGUUGAGCCCAUACUGAAGAGACGCCUGUUUGGACACUCACAGUUGAUUCAGAGCGAUGAUGAUGUUGGGGAUCACCAGCCUUUUGCAAAUGCCCAUGAUGUGCUGGCCCGCUCCCGCAGUCGAGCCAACGUGCUGAAUAAGGUUGAGUAUGCCCAGCAGCGUUGGAAACUUCAAGUUCAAGAGCAGAGAAAAUCUGUCUUUGACCGUCAUGUUGUCCUCAGCUAAUUGGGAAUUGAAUUCACGGUGACUAGAAAGAAAUGAGGCAGACAAUGGGAAAAAGAUUGACUGAGUUUUCCUGGGUUUUGUUUUAAUGCCCUGUUGAUUUCGCCAACUCUUUCUGGAAAAUUCAAAACUGGAAACAAAAACACGCUUGUUGUUUUGUUUUUUCAUUAACGUAUUAAUCAAGGCAUUUUUUUAAAAGCACACACCUCAAACAGUGUCAGCCAAUAAAUCUUUUCCUAUUUGUGACUUUUACUAAUAAACAUAUGUCUGCCUGUAAAUUAUCUUGAAGUCCUUUACCUGGAAAAAGCACUCUCUUUUUUUACCACACAGUUUUGACUUGGUUUUCAAGAUAAUUUUCAGGUAAGGUUUUUGUGUGGUAUUUUUUGUUUUUGGCAGAGGAGGGGAGGGAUGUGUGGGAAGUGCUUAACAUAACUUUUCUCAAGUCACCUUACUAAACAAACUUUUGGAGAUAGACUUUGCCUUUUAUUUUCAAGAUUCAUUUAUAUUUUGCAGUAUGCCAGCCUCAUCUGGGAGUUGGUGAUGGACAGGGAGGCCUGGUAUGCUGCGGUCCAUGGGCUCGCAAAGAGUCGGACACGACUGAGUGACUGAACUGAACUGAGCCUCAUCAAAGCCCCAACUUACCUAUUUGAAUUUUUGCACUGACUGUAUUAUCUAGACAUCUGGUUGGCCUGUGGCCGCACUUUAUGGUAAAUUAGAUCUGAAAAUGCACGGUGGCCCUUCACAAAAAGCAGAUUUUCUUUAGGUACUGUGAUGUCUGAUGCAAUGCGUCCUAGAACAAACUGGCUGCUGGCUAGUUUAAUGACUGAACAUAGUCUUGGUGUGUGGUCUUUCUCAUCUUCUAGUAUCUUUAAGGAUGAAUCCUAAGGACUUGGACACUUGCAAUAAAGAAAGUUUCUUUUAAACCCAAGCCUCCCUGGAUGGAUGACAUACACAUGUUUGUCAGCACCUCCAGUCAGGUUGAGAGGCAGCUGUUUGGAUUCUGGUGUGUGCAGCUUUGAACUAGGACUGGAGUUCUGGUUGCCUCCCUCUGAAAGGUGUAGCAGUUAUUGGAUAACUGGCUUUCUUCUUCCUAUGUCCUCUUUGAAAUGUAACAAUAAAAGUAAUUUUUGAAACAUC
Messenger RNA from Dama dama (fallow deer), 1847 nucleotides. It is a transcript of the gene TMEM9B, whose product is annotated as TMEM9 domain family member B. The record is from RefSeq and is a predicted model, not a curated record. The coding region runs from base 117 to 713 and encodes 198 amino acids. The transcript has 5 exons. Lineage: Eukaryota; Metazoa; Chordata; Mammalia; Artiodactyla; Cervidae. Gene Ontology annotation, biological process: positive regulation of canonical NF-kappaB signal transduction. Gene Ontology annotation, cellular component: lysosomal membrane.